Molecule: messenger RNA, 969 nt
Organism: Torulaspora delbrueckii
Lineage: Eukaryota; Fungi; Ascomycota; Saccharomycetes; Saccharomycetales; Saccharomycetaceae
Gene: BMT5
Product: 25S rRNA (uracil2634-N3)-methyltransferase
Exons: 1
Coding region: 1-969 (322 amino acids)
Biological process (GO): rRNA base methylation
Cellular component (GO): cytoplasm
Molecular function (GO): rRNA (uridine-N3-)-methyltransferase activity
Source: RefSeq, a predicted model, not a curated record
AUGGGUAGAAAGCUUAAGGGUAAGCCAAGCCAUAAGAGUCUGAAAACUACUCUUCAAAGACAUCAAGUCCGGGAGAAAAUCAGACAAUUGCACAAGAAUAAAGAGCAAAACAAACAGCAGAAGAAGUCCCAACCAAAUGCCAAAGUAAGAAAAAACCAGGAACUACAGAAGUUGAAUGAAGCUAGUUUCAGCGCGUUUCAGAAGGAUGAAACGCUCCUACUGGUCGGAGAAGGUGAUUUCUCAUUCACCAGAUCUCUCAUUGAGGAAGAAUUCCUGAAGGCAGAAAAUAUAAUAGCGACUAGCUAUGAUAGUUCACCUUCGGAACUCGAACUCAAAUACCCCCACUCUUUCAAAGAGAACUAUGAUUUUUUGAUUCAAAAUAAAGUCAAGAUGAUGUUUAAAGUUGAUGCUAUGGAUCUAAUAAAGACAUUGACUUUGUCAAAAAGAAACGCCUGGUCUAAACUUUUAGGAUCAUCUUGGAAAUACAAGAGCUUACAAAAUAUCAUGUUCAAUUUUCCGCAUACGGGGAAGGGUGUUAAGGAUCAAGAUAGAAACAUUGCUGAUCAUCAGCAAUUGAUCUUUGGAUACUUUAGAAGCUGCAAGAAAUUGUUCGAGUUGGUCAAUGCUCCAAUUUUAGAAGCCAAAAACUCUUAUGACCAAGGUUAUACGGCAUCAGAGGGGAAACAAGAUUUAACACCUGAGGGAUAUGGUAAUAUUCUCCUUUCCGUGUUCACUGGGGAGCCUUACGAUUCUUGGAUGAUUAAGAGUCUUGCUAAAGACAACGGUUUAUGCGUUCAGAGGUCUCAUAAAUUCGAAUGGAAGAAUUAUCCACAGUAUCAUCACAAAAGAACGAACAGUGAACAAGAGACUACAAAACCAGCUGAGGAAAGAGACGCUAGAAUCUAUAUCUUUGAAAAAUUCGAACGUGCAAAGAAGGCGAAAUCAAAAGACUUGAGCGACGAGGAAUGA